AUGAUUGAGUAACCUGAAGUCGAUAAACCUGCUAGUAAUUAUAACUAUCCUCCUCCAGAUGAAAAUCUGUAAGCAAUAUAAAUAGGAUAACCGAUACAAGCAACUCAUUGGUAGAAUAAUCAAAUGAAUUUUGUUUAAUAAGGGAAUAUUCCAUAAUAUAUACCUGCAAUACCUAUCACUUAAUAUCCAAGCGCUUUAUAAUAUAAGAAUUUUGGAGAAUUUGAUAAAGAAAAUCUACCUCCUUAUUCUUUAAAUAUUAGAUGUCCUGAGUGUGCAGGUAUGAUUUAAACCAAGUUAACUUAUGUUUCUGGAUGUCUUUCUAUUAGUUUAUGUAUAUUAAUGUGUGCUUCUGGAUUAUUUUGUGGUUGUUGUUUAAUACCCUUCUGUAUGAAUUGUUGUAAGCGAUAAGUACAUCAAUGUCCUCUAUGUGAAUCGGUCUUGGGAGAAGUGAAAUGA
Molecule: messenger RNA, 456 nt
Organism: Paramecium tetraurelia
Lineage: Eukaryota; Ciliophora; Oligohymenophorea; Peniculida; Parameciidae
Exons: 4
Molecular function (GO): zinc ion binding
Source: RefSeq, a predicted model, not a curated record